Rotaria socialis is the source of this 393-nucleotide messenger RNA. Lineage: Eukaryota; Metazoa; Rotifera; Eurotatoria; Philodinida; Philodinidae. The record is from the annotation of a GenBank genome assembly.
AUGGAUGAUACAAUGGCAGAAAAUGCGUUUUCUUUAAAAAACGAUGACUUUUAUGGUUUUAUUCACGGAUUAGUUGGACAACAAAUAGUGGACAUUUUAAAGUUUCAAUCAAUAACAUCUGCACAAUCCUUAAUCCGAAAUCUGAAUAUUUUUGAAAUAUUUAAUAUGAAAUGUUCGGAGCCUAGUUUCUUAUUAAUUAGAGAAAAAUCAUGUUUGCAACUUGACGAUGGUCAAUUUAUUAUAAAAAUUGGGUUAAUGAAUAAUCUAAAUUAUUUACUUGAUCUUUUAAAACAACAGCAACAAAAGAAACUAAUGGAAAAUAGUUAUAUUGAAGCAUAUCCAAGUUUAUCAUUCGAUUUUAUCAAUAAGCAUCCAUUGUUAAAAAGUUUGAUC